UGAAAAAAUAAAAUCCUGACGUUGAUAGCCACAUCACCAGCAUCCACGUACGGGAGACGGGUCCAUUACGCAGUUGAGAAAUUAUAUAUCCUCUGUUAGACAUUUCUCGGUCUUUGUCCACAAGAGAGGGAAUUCACCACCGAAUCUGUUCCUGCUGUAGUGUAAGCCAUGCAUCCUCCUCUGCAUCAUCUUCUUCCUCCUGAUUCCAUGGCCGCCCUUCAACUCGGUGCUUCUCUGUGCGCCCGUCAGCGUGCUCGUCCCCGGCAUGGCCCUCGUUCCAAGCAGGACCCUCGUCUCCGACCAAGGCGCGUUUGCCUUGGGCUUCUUUUCCCCUUCCAACGCAACAGGGAAGAUGUACGUCGGCAUAUGGUUCAACGACAUCCCGCAGCGCAACCGCACCGUCGUGUGGGUCGCCAACCGCGACGAGCCCAUCACAGACGCCUCAUCGGCGAUGCUCGCUGUGGCCGACGACUCCGGCCUCGUCCUGUCCGAAACCGACGGCCGCCGCGAACUCUGGAAGGCGAACACGGCCACGCUGUGGCAGAGCUUUGAGAACCCGAGCGACGCCAUCCUCGCCGGCAUGCCGCUCCGGACGAGCCACAGGACGCGCCCGCCGUCACGGGGCGUGAGCCCGCUGAUGUACCUGACCAUCUCCACGGGCGCCGACGGCGAGACCUACUCGACGUUCGGGCUCUCGGACGGCUCCUCCAAGGUGUGGUACAAGGCGGAGUACUCCGGCGAGGUCGCCUUCUUGAGAUGGAACGCCAGCUCCUCGGAAUGGACGCCCAUCUCACGCUCGCCAGCUUACAAGUGCAAUACCUACGGGUACUGCGGUGCCUACGGCUACUGCGACAACACGGACGCCAUUCCAACAUGCAGGUGCCUCGAUGGAUUCGGCCCCAGCGAUGAAGCAGAGUGGGCCGGCGGCAACUUCUCCCGAGGUUGCCGGCGGAAGGAGGCGCUGCGGUGCGGCGGAGGGGACGGCUUCUUGACCUUGCCGGCCAUGAAGGCGCCGGACAGAUUCUUGCGUUUGUGGAACAAAAGCUUUGAUGACUGCGCGGCAGAGUGCAGCAGCAGCUGCUCAUGUGUAGCGUACGCGUAUGCCAGUUGGCUUGAAAAUUAAUCAAAGGCCGUAGCUACUGCCUGCUUCUCUGAGAGAAUCU
Messenger RNA from Triticum aestivum (bread wheat), 1163 nucleotides. RefSeq names its product G-type lectin S-receptor-like serine/threonine-protein kinase At1g61550. The transcript is spliced from 2 exons. Gene Ontology annotation, biological process: recognition of pollen. NCBI's taxonomy places the organism in Eukaryota, Viridiplantae, Streptophyta, Magnoliopsida, Poales, Poaceae. The record is from RefSeq and is a predicted model, not a curated record. The coding region runs from base 266 to 1123 and encodes 285 amino acids.